AAAAGAUCUCAAAAGCUGUCCAUUUCCAUGGCCACAAGAAGAUUGGAAGAAGGCAAAGAAUGGAGUCAUUGACCACAGAUUUAGAAGACUUUGAAAACUCCGAAACGGCCUCGUUCGUGGGAACUUGUUUGAUCUCGUCCUCGGACUUUUAAUAUUAAUAUUAGAGCCCCCUCGGGCUUCUUCUUCUUCUUCUUCUUCUUCCUUCGCUUGGAUUUCUAAACCAGAAGCUACUGAAAAAGAGGACGACCCUGAUCAGUUUCCGAGCCAACUGUUAGAGAUUGUGCGUGUUGUGGGACAUCACUGCGUUUCUUCUUGCUUUUCCUAGUGUUGUGCUUCAACCUUGGUAUCGAGAUUUGUAGAAUAUCCGAGUGAGAAUUUGAUGAAAUCUUUAUGUCCGCGAGGCAAUUCAAGUUGUUCAGUGGGCUAUUAAUUCCUCAUAGCGAACCGAAUUGACGUAUUGAUUUGUUUGGGGAAGGCCCAAGUGAAGAAAUUCUAAUUGUGUCUUAGAUCUUUGAAGAUGGCCGGGGUACAAGAUCAAUUAGAGAUCAAGUUUAGGUUGACUGAUGGAUCGGAUAUUGGCCCCAAAAGCUUUCCCGUUGCAACAAGUGUUGCAACCUUAAAGGAAAGUAUUCUUGCUCAGUGGCCCAAAGAGAAAGAGAAUGGUCCAAGGACAGUGAAAGACGUCAAGUUAAUAAGUGCGGGGAAAAUAUUGGAGAACAACAGAACACUGGGGGAGUGCCAGAGCCCAUUGUGUGACAUCCCUGGCGGAGUUACGACCAUGCAUGUUGUUGUUCAACAGCCUUCUUCGGAGAAAGAAAAGAAAGGAGCAAACCAACCAGAUCAGAACAAGUGCUUGUGUGUGAUAUUAUGAUUUGCAGUUUGAAUAAUGGAGGUUGGUUACAUUAUUAUUAGGUGGGUAUGGAUAACUCUAUUUUGUUUUUUGUUUUUGGUUGGUAAGAUGAUACUUACUAAUAUCAUUCAGGCUCUUAAGUUUCCCCCCUUUUCUGGGUGUGUGUUUCUCAUUUCAACUACAGGUAAAGAUUGUUGGAGGUGGUAAUAUAAUGAAAGUUGGUGGCUUGCUGAAUGAUGCGGAAUUAUGCAUAUUUAUGAUGAAUCAUGUUUCAUUGUAGGUUAAUGAUUUCCUCAUAUGGCUGUUGCCUUCCAUGCCUUUGGUAUAUUUUGUUCACUGUGAAAUAUAUUGGUUAUGUUAUAAUGAAAUCACAUCUCCAUGGCAUAUUUAGUUA
This is a messenger RNA of Alnus glutinosa, 1244 nucleotides long. Its product is annotated as membrane-anchored ubiquitin-fold protein 1-like. Bases 518 to 871 code for a protein of 117 amino acids. The transcript is spliced from 5 exons. Gene Ontology annotation, molecular function: protein binding. NCBI's taxonomy places the organism in Eukaryota, Viridiplantae, Streptophyta, Magnoliopsida, Fagales, Betulaceae. The record is from RefSeq and is a predicted model, not a curated record.